AUGCGGUUCUGCCGUACAGCACCUUCUUUCGUCCUGUAUUUCAUCACUCAUGCACAUGAAAACCCUUCCCCAGCUGCGGUCCACCCCGCUCCCCCCAUCGCCUCCGCCAUCUCGCCGCUGCUUUCCCCCAGUAUGCUUACUGACAGCCAUACCGUGGUACAACGGACUCUUGCUGGGGGCUUGAAGCAUACACCCAGUCGUUCGUCUCUGGACUCCGCAUCGAAGGAAAAGCAAGGAGAAGGCGGGACGGAUCCUGCUCCGUACAAAGAUGGCCCCGAAGACCAGAAUCAACCAACAGAAUUUUACGCCAGGUUUCGUCCCUUUGUGCUGACGGCCCUUGCGCUCGUCAUCCUCGGUUGGUGGAUCAGCGCGACUGUUCUCAAAGCCACUAGACAUCGAUGGAUCGUGCAAACUCUAUUCGCCUGGGCUUUCAUCUCUAUCAUUGCAUUUCGGUUCAUACCCACUUCUGUGAUCACAAGACCAGUUGGCGCAGUAUGGGUUCCCUUCGUCCAAGAGCCAUGGUAUAAGAUGCCGUACAGAACGCGUUUGGCUAUUGGUUGGCUUUGUCUGCUGGGAAUAGUCUUUGGAUCUGCCUUUGGAUUCAAGUUGCAGCCCGGCACGUCUUACGGUGAUCGUGCCAUUAACGUUCUUGGCCUUUUUGUGUUUCAAUUGGGCUUCUGGCUCACCUCUCGUGAUAGGAAGAAUGUACCAUGGCCAACCAUAAUCGUUGGACUCUUCAUUCAACAAGUUAUUGCCUUGUUCGUUUUGAAGACUGGGCCCGGCUUCUCCAUUUUCAAAUGGAUUGCAACCCUCGCUGCCGAUUUCCUCAAGCAGGCUCUUGCUGGCGCCACAUUCUUCUUCGAUGCGGAUGUCGUCGAAAACAAGCAUUGGUUCUUUGUCAAUACGUUCUCUUCGAUUAUCUUCUUCGUUGCCUUCGUCAAAAUGAUGUAUUAUCUCGGUGUUAUGCAAUGGGUUAUCAAGCACUUCGCCUGGUUUUUCUUGAAAUUGAUGAACGUCUCUGGAGCCGAAGCAGUCGUCGCAGCCGCAUCGCCGUGGAUCGGCCAAGGGGAGUCUGCUUGUCUCGUCAGGCCCUACGUGGAUCUCAUGACAGAAUCCGAACUUCAUUUGACGAUGACUUCCGGAUUCUCCACCAUUGCCGGGUCUGUGCUGGCCGCCUACAUCAGCUUGGGAGUUCCUCCUGAGAACCUCGUCACUUCAUCGGUCAUGAGCAUUCCAGCUUCAAUGGCCAUCAGCAAGAUGCGCAUCCCAGAGUAUGAUGAACCCGUCACCCGUGGACGUGUCACUGUCGAUCGCGGUGUAGACAAAGCUAAAGGGCCUGCAAACGCCUUGCAUGCCUUUAGCCAAGGCGCCGUCUUCGGUCUGGUCGUUGCUGGGCAUAUUUUGGCGAACGUCUUGACGGUUCUCGCCCUUGUUGCGAUGAUCAACGGUCUGCUGACCUGGAUAGGAAAAGGAUUUGGUAUUCACCAACUGACACUUCAGCUCAUCCUCCGUUACGUGUUUUACCCGGUCACAUUCUUCGUCGGUGUUCCCCGAGGCGAAAUCCUGCAAGUAUCGGAGUUCUUCGCAACGAAGCUGGUGGCCAACGAAUUUGCGGCCUACCAAGCUCUCCAGGACCUGCAGCUGAACGGGCCCAAUCCUUUGUCCCUUCGUGCUUACACUAUCUGCUCAUAUGGGCUCUGCGGUUUCGCCAAUCUUGGGUCCCUCGGUAUUCAAAUUGGUGUUCUCGGUGCUUUGGCGCCUUCCCGAAGCAAGAUCAUUGCAAAGAUCGCCCUGUCCGCCAUGAUUUGCGGCUUCUUGUCUACUCUUCAAACUGCAGGCAUCGUCGGAAUGCUUGUAUGA
Cyclocybe aegerita is the source of this 1860-nucleotide messenger RNA. Lineage: Eukaryota; Fungi; Basidiomycota; Agaricomycetes; Agaricales; Hemipholiotaceae. The record is from the annotation of a GenBank genome assembly.